Messenger RNA from Rangifer tarandus platyrhynchus (Svalbard reindeer), 459 nucleotides. NCBI's taxonomy places the organism in Eukaryota, Metazoa, Chordata, Mammalia, Artiodactyla, Cervidae. The record is from the annotation of a GenBank genome assembly.
AUGAGGCUGGGGUUCCCGCCGGGUUCCCAACCCUGCCUGCUCGCGGCCCCCUGCCCGUUGCCCCUCCCUUCUCGGCCCUGUGAGUCCAUGCCUGGCUUCCAUCAGUGGCCUGGUGAGCCUCCCCAUUACGCUCCUGAACCAGACCUCAUGGGGGAAGGCUUUGGCCGUGGUAUGGGGCAGAGGAGGAGCAAAGAGACACAGCUAGACUGGGAAGCUGAGAGCCUGGGCUGUUAUCCAACAGAAGCUGAACCCGCCAGCCCACCCCAGGGCCCCCAGUCCCUCCCAGCCAGCCCUUCCCCGUGUUCAGCCUCGUGGGGCUGGACGGAUACCAACCAGCUCCCCACCCUCUGCCUCACUUCUACCAAGAAAGGAGCAGGGCCACCCCGUGGACCUGCGCCCAGGGGUUGCCCAAGGUCAAUCAGGACUUUUUUUUUUAACCAAUUUAUAUCAUGGUCCUAA